Messenger RNA from Trichophyton rubrum CBS 118892, 1068 nucleotides. RefSeq lists its product as uncharacterized. The transcript has a single exon. Bases 1 to 1068 code for a protein of 355 amino acids. Gene Ontology annotation, biological process: canonical NF-kappaB signal transduction. The record is from RefSeq and is a predicted model, not a curated record. NCBI's taxonomy places the organism in Eukaryota, Fungi, Ascomycota, Eurotiomycetes, Onygenales, Arthrodermataceae.
AUGGAUCCAACCACAUCCCAAAGCGAGGUCCAGGGCGACGACAAGCCUACGGAUGGAGCUGAUACUAUUCCUAAGGGCGAUGAGUACCGGGCGUCACGGCCUGGUAAGGUCCGGCUGAAAUCUAAACAUUCAUCCGGCCGGAGAUCCCACGAUAAGAAACGAUCCCGCAAUAAAGACGACCAUGAUGAGAGCAGGAGACACAGACACCAUCACCGUCGACACCGUCGUCGCCGUCAUCGCAAAGAUUCUGAACCGGAACCAGAACCAGAGGAGUAUCGCUCACCUCCCGUUUCACCUAACACAGCCUUUCGUGAGUCAUUGUUCGACGCACUCGCUGAUGACGAAGGGGCGGAUUAUUGGCAGGCAGUGUACGGCCAGCCGAUACACACAUAUGCCAGACCAGAUGAGAGGGGAGAGCUGGAAAAGAUGACUGAUGAUGAAUAUGCUGCCUAUGUUAGGGCACGUAUGUGGGAGAAGACUCACCAGGGGUUACUAGAAGAAAGAGAACGGCGGAGAAAGAUUCGUGAAACUGAAAGGGAACAGGCCAAAGCAUACGGAAGGCAUACCAGCAGAGCAGAAACUGAGCGUGAAGCGUUUGAUAGGAUGGUGGAAGAAAGCCUGAAACGCGGGAAGGAGAGGAAGUCGAGAAAAGAACAGGCAAAUACCUGGCUUGAUAUCUGGAAACGGUAUCUUGACUGCUGGGAGAAUUUGAAUAUGCGUGCACAAGAAGGUCAAACUUCUUCCAGUCCUGCUGAUGCUCUUCGUAAUGUGCUUGUUUGGCCUGUUGAAUCUGGCAAGCGGAAGGACGUGAAUAUAGAUUCUGUGAGACAGUUUCUGAACAACGCUCCGGUUCCAAAUGGUAGUUCUGGGCCCGAGAACCUCAGCUCUAGAACUUCAAAGCACUCCAAUAUGUUGGCUGUCUUGAAACUAGAGCGUGUGAGAUGGCAUCCUGACAAAAUACGGCAUAGAUACGGAGUCCUGGGAGUUGAUGAUAAUAUAAUCAAAGCUGCCACCGAAGUAUUCCAGAUUUUAGAUCGGAUAUGGGUGGAAGAACAAGCAAGACGAUGA